Molecule: messenger RNA, 474 nt
Organism: Coprinopsis cinerea okayama7#130
Lineage: Eukaryota; Fungi; Basidiomycota; Agaricomycetes; Agaricales; Psathyrellaceae
Exons: 1
Coding region: 1-474 (157 amino acids)
Source: RefSeq, a predicted model, not a curated record
AUGGCUUGGCACCUUCAAGUCAAAACCAAAUCGGACGACGAUAUCCACCCACGAAUCCAACCUCGCCAAGUCUCCACGUAUUCAAGUUUAUCAGGUGCUCUCCGAUGCUCAAAUAGACUACCUAAUACCCAGUAUCGCAUCCCGCAAGACAUCUAUUGGCCACAGUUGCCCCACGAGAUUGACCUCGCUCAACGCCGCCCCAUCCGCGCGCACAUCAAUUUCGACUAUGUCGGGUCCCAAGGCAAAGGCAUCCCCGUAAUGGACCUCGUCAACACCAACAUCCGGACACUCUCCCAGCUCAUGGCGCGCGGAGAGGACAUGGUUUUCGCUCGUGGCACACGCGACGACAGGGGAAUUCGGUUCAUGAUUCGGUGGCCUGGUUAUUCUCACCUCGCAUAUGACGGGUUUUGGUCAGUUCGGAGUCGCAAUGGGAAGGGCUGGUCUGGCAAAAAGGGUGGCCGAGGCGGUCCAUAA